UCAAAGCUGUAAAAAUACCGUUGGGUUUGCGCCUGGGGUCGCGUGGUAUCCUCCACGUUAUAUUACGUGAGCAUCGUGCAUUUUGGUCUGAAGAAAACUUUUAAGGUUUUUGGCAGUGUUUCUUAUUGAGUGAGCUGCUGGAAUCCAGCAAGCAAGUGUGCAAUAUAAGAUAAUAUUAAAGGCUUUCUUAGCCGGGUGAUAAAAAGUGACAUCAUUUUACGUGUUGAAGUGAGAUGUCCAAGAGAGGUGCUGACAAGCAGCUGACGCAUGACAACUGGGACGAAGAGGACAGCGAGACCGACGGCCAGGGCCAGUUCCAGUCGGCCUCAGAGGAAGUACUCAAGAAACGUGUGAUCAAGAGGGCCCGUCGCAGGGUCAACCACUCCGACAGCUCGGGAGCGACAGCCAGUCCGUUCGCCGCUUUCUCCGGGUUCGGCACCGCCUCAAAAACGGCCGACUCAAGCAACCCGUUCGGCUUCUUGGCAGCAGCCAAGGAGCCGCCGUCGUCGCCGGUGGCGUCGGCGGGACUGUGUCGGCCGCCGCUGCGCUCGGCCGGAAGCAGCCCGGCGUCGGAGCCGUCCCGGCCGUCCGAGUACCACCGCCAGCUGCAGGCGCUCAACCGCAGCCUGCUCAGCUGGCUGCAGACGCACGUCGAGAAGAACCCGCUGUGCAUCCUGACGCCCGUCUUCCGCGACUACGAGACGCACCUGCAGUCGAUCGAGCGUCGGUUCGGGCCGAGUCAUGCCGGCGGCGCCUCACCGGCCGCCUCGCCGGCCGCCGCUCCGGUGCCGCGCGCCUCGGCCGCCGCGACUCCGGUCAGCGCUGUCAAGCCGGCCGCCGGCUCUGGCUUCAGCUUCGGCCUGGGCGCCGGGAAGGCGGAGGGUGCGACGACUUCGCCGUCGGCCAGCUCCGGCUUUGGCCUAGAGAAGGCUGGCGACGCUAAGGCGAUUUCAUCGCCGGCGAGCUCUGGCUUUAGCUUUGGGAAAGCGCCAGAUGCCGGCGCCAAGCCGACGGCCGGCUCUGGCUUCAGCUUCGGCCUGAACGCCGGGAAAGCGGCGAAUGCGGCGACGAGUUCGCCUUCGACCGGCUCUGGUUUCAGCUUUGGUCUGCCGACGGGCAAGGCGGCGCUCACCACUCCCAGUUCGCCUCCCGCCAGCUCUGGCUUCAGCUUCGGCCUGAACGCCGGAAAGACAACCGGUGCGGCCUCUGACUCGGUUCCGGCUGCCGCAGGCACUGGAGGCUUCUCCUUUGGAUUCCAAUCGGGCGGCCAGGGCGGCGCUGCGGCCCCGAGCGCUGAAGCCGAGGAGGAGGCGGAAGAGCCGCCCGUGCCUGUCGUCUCCACAGUCAAGGAGGACGACGCCGUUUACUCAAAGCGGUGCAAGCUGUUUUACAAAAAGGACGGGUCUUUCGUGGAGAAGGGAGUCGGCAUGCUGUACCUGAAGCCAUGCUCCGAUGGGAAGACGUUCCAGUGUUUGAUCCGUGCCGACACCAACCUGGGAAACAUUCUUCUCAACAUUAAACUUAACAAGUCGAUCCCGACGCAGCGCCAUGGCAAGAACAACGUGAUGAUGGCGUGCGUGCCGAACCCGCCGCUGGACCCGAAGGUGACUAGCUCGGCGCCGGUGCCGAUGCUGGUCCGGGUCAAGACCGCCGACGACGCCGACGAGCUGCUCGCCCAGCUGGAGCAGCACAAAGCAUAGCUGCGCGUCGCCACCCGCUCGCUCGCUUGGUCGACCGUUUUAUCAAUACAUUUCACCACAUUGC
Molecule: messenger RNA, 1764 nt
Organism: Pollicipes pollicipes
Lineage: Eukaryota; Metazoa; Arthropoda; Thecostraca; Pollicipedomorpha; Pollicipedidae
Product: nuclear pore complex protein Nup50-like
Biological process (GO): intracellular transport
Cellular component (GO): nuclear pore
Source: RefSeq, a predicted model, not a curated record